Cervus elaphus (red deer) is the source of this 2726-nucleotide messenger RNA. RefSeq names its product zinc finger protein 519-like. Gene Ontology annotation, biological process: negative regulation of transcription by RNA polymerase II. Gene Ontology annotation, molecular function: DNA-binding transcription repressor activity, RNA polymerase II-specific. The record is from RefSeq and is a predicted model, not a curated record. The transcript has 11 exons. The coding region runs from base 249 to 2726 and encodes 825 amino acids. Lineage: Eukaryota; Metazoa; Chordata; Mammalia; Artiodactyla; Cervidae.
GUAGCCUGCAGACCCGGAGUUGCGUUUAAAUGAGCGACAGAGAGUUCUGAAUCCCUGCUGUGUCAGUGGCCGUGGAGGAUUGUGAUUUGUACCUGUUGAGAUCCUCCCUCUGUGUGGGGCUGUGUUACAGGGAGCUCGCUGUGGUUUUCUAAGUAUUGAACAGCCUAUUUUCAACCCUCGGGUCACUUCCCAAGACUGAUCUUACCUGAGAAGGAAGACCAGAGGAGAAGGAAAGCAAGGAGUCAGAAAUGACUCGUUCCCAGGGACAGCUGACCUUCCGGGAUGUGGCCAUAGACUUCACUCAAGAGGAGUGGGAAUGCCUGGACCUCAGUCAGCAGGAAUUGUACAGGGACGUGAUGUUCGAGAAUUACGGGAGCCUGGCCUUCUUGGGGCUUGUCUCUAAGCUGGACCUGGUCGCCUUUCUGGAGCAAUUGAAGGCUCCCAGGAAUAUAAGGAGAAUGGAGACAACAACCAGUUACCCAGCUAUGACUCCACAAGACACCCAGGAUUUGAUGCCGAAGAAUCCAACGUUAGAAGAUGUAUUCCCAAAAGCAAACUUAGGAAUAUGUCAACUAUUUCACCUCAGAACCUUAAAUUUAAUGAAAGCCUGGGAAUAUACGAGAGUAUAUGAAAGACAGAGGGGAUGCUUACAUGGACAUAAAGAAAUGGAGACAGUUACACAGAAUGCUAACAUUACUGCAAAAAGAAAUGAGCAAUGUGAGUCAAAUUGGGAAAAACACCCACUUCAGUCUUCAACAUCUGCCGAGACAUGUAAGUGUUUAAGAAAAGAUUUCCAUCCCUUUUUGAAACAUACAUGUUCUCUAAAAGUAAACCUGGAAAAUCUGGAAGGUAAUCUAGUCUCUACUGCAAAUCCUCAUUCAGACAAUUCUGAACUUAGGCUUCGACUAAACAUACAUUCAAGCAUGUCUGAACACCUACAAUUUAACAGUGAGUGGGAAAACACACAGUCUAAUCAUUUUGAGAGAUCCGUGAGCAGGGGGUCAUUUUUCUUCCCCCAACAGAUAUUUUCUCUCCAUUCCAAGAUAUAUCAUGUUGAUGAUAAUGGAAGAGAUGCAACCCAACCAUCAUUGUUCAAUACAUAUUGUGAUGUGGUUAAUACACAGCAAUGUUGCAUGUGCAAUAAAAUGAGUCAGACCUUAAGUAAGAGCUCCAGCUCCAAUAAUUACAAGAGUAUUUUUGAUGGACUGAGAAGGUAUUCAGGCAAUGAGCCUGGGUAUACGGUUGAAGGAGACUCCAACCUUAAGAAUCAUCUGGGACCCAAAUCUUCAAUGAAGGAUUCUAAACGUCAUAAAUGUAGAAAUGCCUUUGAUCAAAUGUCAGGUUUUUCUCUCGAUAAGAGUACUUGUACUGAAGAGAGGACUUGUACUGAAUAUGGUAAGGUUUCUAGUCAGUCUUCAGAACUUAUUAAACCGCAGACUGUUCAGAAUCCACAGAAAGAAAACAAGUGUAAGAUAUGUGGGAAAGUGUUUAGUAAGCCAUCCAAUCUAAAUAAACAUAGGGAAAUUCAUACAGGAAGGAAACCUUUCCAAUGUACAGAAUGUAGCAAAGCGUUUACAAGUCACUCAGUUCUUACUCAACAUCAGGGAAUUCAUACUGGAGAGAAACCUUACACAUGUACAGAAUGUAGCAAAGCCUUUACUUACAAUUCAAGUCUUAUUCAACAUGGGCGGAUUCAUACUGGAGAGAAACAUAAAUGUACAGAAUGUAGCAAAGCCUUUGCUGUUACUCACAACGAAUGGAUCGGAUCAUCACGAAUUCAUUCUGGGGAGAGACCUUAUAAAUGUAAAGAAUGUAACAAAGCCUUUAUCCAUCGCUCACAUCUUACCCAACAUCAGCGAAUUCAUACUGGAGAGAAAGCUUAUUGUGCAGAGUGUGGCCAAACCUUUAUUUGUCACUCAGAGUUAAUUGUACAUCAUCGAAUCCAUAUUGGGGAGAAAGUGUACAAAUGUAAAGAAUGUGGCAAGGCCUUUAUUACAAAUUCGGCCCUUACUCAACAUCACCAAAUUCAUACCGGGGAUAGACGUUAUAAAUGUAGAGAAUGUGGCAAGGCUUUUAUUAAGGAGGCCAAGAAUCCAGGCGUCUUUCAUGGUUCCGCAGCAGUCUUUCAUCUUGGGCGCUCGUCCGGGAUUCUUCAGGACAAGAGGGGUCUCAGGUACGAUGAGUGUGAGGCCUUGAGUUCAGGAUUCCUGAACGUUGGUGUGGGGGAAGAAACAUCAGAAGAAAUGGAAUUUGCUGAUGACUCCAUUCAUGGCCCCACUGUAGACCUGCAGAUUCAUAAGUUCCUAGCGUGGGGACCUGACCACCAGGAAUUUCUAUUCAUUGAAAUGGUUCAGAAAGAAUAUUUAGGCGAGAGGUCUCUGAACCUGGGUGAACCAAAGGCUGCGAUUCAGAAGCUACCAGUUAUUUCCUAUUUGGUAAGUGCUGACGAGCUGGGGCAGGUCGGGGGUGGGCCCCAGCACAGCCGGUGCCACACCCAUUGCCAGACAGUCCACCUCCCUCCCUGUCCCCCGCACCACCUCACGAGCAAGACUCCAGCCCCGAGCAAGGAGGGACACAGCUCCGCUCAGCCAAACAGUCUAACCAGCUGGGCCUACAUGGGCAACUGUCGCCAGCUCCUCAUGUCUUCCUUCAGCACUGGGGAAAGGCGACGCAUCUCGACAGAAGCCCAAAAUGGCUCGGAGGACAAGCCCCUGCAGAGGUCUUAG